CCAGAAAUUAGCCAUCGAAAGCUGUCCUCUAUUCACAUCUUUUGUGGCAGGAGAUGGAGAAAUAGAGUUGCCGUGCAGCUUUGAAAGGAUGGAAUUGAGUAGUUGCACGAGUUUAGAAAAGCUUCCAAGCAAGUGGCACACAUUUAAACAUUUGAUAAUUAGGAAGUGUCCAAAAAUCACGGGACUAACCAUUCCUCUGGAUGACCCCAGCAGCAAUAACCCGUUAUCUCAACUUGAAUAUCUUCGGAUUAUCGAUUGUGAUUCUCUGACAUCCUUUCCGCUUGCCAAGGGAAGCCUUGAUGCUCUGAAGAUACUUUGUAUUGGCGAGUGCGAGGGAGUGGAGUCGGUGAAAGAGAUCACCGUAGAAUCGCUCGAAGAAAUGACAAUCGAUAGCUGUGUGAAUCUGGGAAGCCUCCCACGGUGCCUUCACACGCUCUCCCAUCUCACUCGUUUGGAGAUAAGUGGCUGUCCAGCAUUGGAGGUGGAGGACUUCCCUCCCCUUCCCAUCACCCUGUCGUGUCUUAUAAUUAGUAAUUGUCCGAAGUUAAAGUCUCUACCAAAUCAGUGGCAUCAGCUUACAUCCCUCCAAGAGCUAUGGAUUUCGGAAUGCCAAAGUAUCAGACGCUUUCCCAAAGGAGGUCUGCCUCCCAAUUUGCGGCGCCUUUUAAUAAGAGGGUGCGAGAAUCUGAAGCAGCCAGCGAGAGAAUGGGGCUUACAUAUGCUCGCGUCGCUAAAGGCUCUCUUCAUUGACUUUUGCAUGGGAGGGGAGGGAGAGAAGGUGUGGUUUCCUGAUUCAUGGAGUCUUCUCUUCCCUUCCUCUCUAACCCAUCUUCGCAUUUGCAACAUGUGGAACGUGGAAAGACUAUCGAGCGGUCUUCGCAGCCGUCUCUCCUCUCUCAAACAUUUAUGGAUCGACUGUUGCCCGAAGCUGAUGUACUUGCCAGAGGAUGGCCUCCCUCCCUUCCUCCAAGAACUGUACAUAGAUAAAUGCGAGAUUCUAAAGGAUCGAUGCUCAAAAUUCACUGGCGACUAUUGGCCUCUCAUCCAAGAAAUCCCUCUCAUCGAGAUGGAUUGGGUUCGGAUCCAAUGAAUUGAGUCUUCCAUGUACAGUCAGUUUUCUAUGGUUAAGGAUAUUCGCAAUGAAUUUCCAAAACCCGCCCACUGAGGUCAAUAACAUCCAAGAAAGCCCACUCAUCUUCAGGUAAUGAUUUGGACUUAAUUUCUUUCUUUCACACUUGCCGUUUAGCUACUGCUGCUGCUCCUGGAUCCAUUUCCAUUCCGAAUCCUCAACUCGAUGCUAGAAAGUUCAUGUAUUUCCACGGACAAGCUGCACAUGAAUUUCCACAUACCAGCUCCUGAAGGUCCAGCGUUGACAUUGGGUUGCUCUGUUUUGUUUGACAAGGAAGUGCGCAAUGAAAUGGUUAUAACGCUGACGUUGGACAGCAAGUCAACCAUUGUUUCAUAAAAGCGACUAUUCCUCAAAACAAAUAAUACCUACAUGGACUUGCUCACAGUGCUGGAAUUAUGAUGCGUGGAUGUGCCUGUCUAUAUAGAUCGUUGAUGAUAUAUCUUGAGCUUUGUUUGAUGCCCUAAAAUUGCUUGUCUUUCUACUUAUGGAAAUUAUGAGGAAUAGUUGCUCUUGUAUUGGUAUUUUUCCACAACUUCGGUGACUGUUA
Rhodamnia argentea is the source of this 1676-nucleotide messenger RNA. Its product is annotated as putative disease resistance protein At3g14460. NCBI's taxonomy places the organism in Eukaryota, Viridiplantae, Streptophyta, Magnoliopsida, Myrtales, Myrtaceae. The record is from RefSeq and is a predicted model, not a curated record. The transcript is spliced from 2 exons. The coding region runs from base 89 to 1090 and encodes 333 amino acids.